AUGCCCAUGCUUUGGCUGCUGCUCCUCCCGCUCGCCUCCUUGCCGCGCCCAGCUACUAGCGGGGGCGGCAACGCGAGCUGCGCGCAGGCGACAUGCGGCAACCUGACCAUCGGGUACCCCUUCUCCCUCGCCGGCGCGCAGCCGCUCUACUGCGGUUACCCGCCAUUCGACCUCACCUGUGACACCGGCCCCGGCCGCGCGCAGGCCUACCUGAGCAACACGUUCAGGGAGCGCCUCUUCCGCGUUGCCGAUAUAUUCUACACGAACAACUCCAUGGUGGCUGCCUUUGCCAGCCACGGUGGCUGCCGCAUCCCGGACUUCAACGUGUCGGCCAGCCUUGCGCUCUUCCCGUUCAGCAUCAGCGGUACCAACAAGAAGCUCGUGUUCUUCUACGGCUGCGCCGUGCCUGCCGAGCUCCGGCUGUCGCGGCCGUGUAGUAACCGCACCAUGGGAGCGUACAUCUCAGGUCUUUGGGACGGCAGCGACGAAGGCGGCACGCUGCCGCCGGGUGUUUCGAGAAACUGUAUGUCCGUGAGCGUGCCGGUGCGUGAAGGAAUGGAGCCGACUCGCCUGCACUACCAGCGGCUAAUCGACGACGGGUUCCUCCUGGAGCUGCCGCGGCCGCUGGGAGACUGCGAUGGCUGCAGACGGGUGCGCGGGGAGUGCAGGCUCGAUCUACUCUCCUUCCAGUGCGUCUGCCCCGACGGGAAGCUCUGCCCCAGUUUUGCCCAAUCCAACUCAACUACUCAACAAGAUAGAGGCAACUUUAGGCUCAAGAUCAUUGGAACAGGACUUGCAGCGGCUCUUCUUUGUCUCGUUGUACUGGGCAUUGCCUGCAUCAUCCAAAAUGUUCAAAGGAAAAGAAAGCGAUCUGCUUCACUUGAUGGUCUCGUCGUCGAUGGAGGCUCGCCGCUAGCAUCACCCAAAAAGGAGUUCACCCUUGCCGGCUCACUGCUAACUCAUAUCUUCACCUACGAGGAGCUUGACGAGGCCACUGAUGGCUUUAGCGACACACGCGUGCUCGGUUCCGGUGGUUUUGGGACAGUCUACAAAGGGAUUCUCCGAGACGGGAGCGUGGUGGCAGUAAAGCGCCUGUACAAGAACAGUUACAAGAGUGUGGAGCAGUUCGAAAACGAGGUGGAUAUCCUCUCGCGGCUGCGCCACCCCAACCUUGUUGCGUUCUAUGGCUGCACCUCCUCCUCCCAGGGCAGCUGCUGCCGCGACCUCCUCCUCGCCUACGAGUUCGUCCCCAAUGGCACCCUCGCUGACCAUCUCCACUGCGGUGGUGAGGCGCCCCUCCUCGCAUGGCCAACCCGCCUCAGUAUCGCGGUUGAGGUGGCUGCUGCACUAGCCUAUCUUCAUGCGCGCCAGGUCGUGCACCGUGACGUCAAGACAAGCAACAUCCUCCUCGACGAAGAGUUCCAUGUGAAGCUGGCCGACUUCGGGCUGUCCCGGCUGUUCGCUCCCGAUGCCACCCACGUCUCAACGGCGCCACAGGGCACGCCGGGAUACGUUGACCCAGCGUACCACCACAGGUACCAGCUCACCGACAAGAGCGACGUGUACAGCUUCGGCGUGGUGCUCGUGGAACUCGUCUCCUCCAGGCCAGCGGUGGACAUGGCCCGGGACGGCGCCGACGUGAACCUGGCCUGCAUGGCCGUGCGCAUGAUUCAGUGCUGCGAGAUAGACCGGCUGGUUGACCCACGGCUCGGGUACGGGUCGGCGGCAAGCGAGACGGUGAAGACGGUGGACCUCGUGGCCGAGGUAGCAUUCCGGUGCCUGCAGCCGGAGCAGGACGUGCGGCCGAGCAUCAGUGAGGUGUUGGACGUGCUCAGAGAGGCGCAUCAGAGGAUGAUGGAGAAGGAAGGAUGCACCGCCGCUAUGGAUGAUGCGAUGUUGGUGAAGAAGAGCAGGGACGACUCGCCUGACUCUGUCAUGCACCAGUGGAUCAGCCCAGCCACGACCUUUAAUCACAGCACAUGACACUAGCAGUUCACCAAAGUUAAUUACAGGACACCUGUUGAUCUGGCAUCCAAUUUAUGGGCACUACCUGUGUGUUCUUAGCAACCACAAAAAAUAAAAUUG
This is a messenger RNA of Lolium rigidum, 2085 nucleotides long. Its product is annotated as LEAF RUST 10 DISEASE-RESISTANCE LOCUS RECEPTOR-LIKE PROTEIN KINASE-like 1.2. Gene Ontology annotation, biological process: protein phosphorylation. Lineage: Eukaryota; Viridiplantae; Streptophyta; Magnoliopsida; Poales; Poaceae. Gene Ontology annotation, molecular function: ATP binding; protein kinase activity; polysaccharide binding. The transcript has 4 exons. The record is from RefSeq and is a predicted model, not a curated record. The coding region runs from base 1 to 1983 and encodes 660 amino acids.